Molecule: messenger RNA, 3594 nt
Organism: Schistocerca gregaria
Lineage: Eukaryota; Metazoa; Arthropoda; Insecta; Orthoptera; Acrididae
Exons: 3
Coding region: 57-374 (105 amino acids)
Source: RefSeq, a predicted model, not a curated record
CACGGAAGCGUCAAUAUAGCGGCCCUCACCGCGGAGUCCAGCAGCCAGUCGCAGCCAUGCAAGCCGCCGCGCUGCUCAUCUGUCUGCUGCUGACCGCGCUGACGUCACAGGUUCAGGCGCAGCCCGAGCGCUGGGAGUUAAACUGGACGGAAAAGGAUCCAGAAGACACUAUUUUCACUUCAUCUGGGGAUGGUGUGUCAAAUGCUGAGAUUUAUGUAAGACCGGAAGUGCGACAACUGUUACGUCUUAGGAACAGACCCAUAAAAAAACACUUCAAUACUGUGCCAGCGUGGGUGUUAGGAAGUGAACAAGCAAAGUCAUCCGUAGUAAUUCUGCUGCCUGAAGGCUCAGCAGAUAAUGAACAGGUUUUUUGAUGAUGAGAUGGACAAUGGAAUUUAUUCUUUCAAAAAUUGUGUCAAUAGGAAAUAAAUAUCGAGAACAACAGAAAUUUACAGUACCUUAAAGAAAUAAUAUGUUGCCAUUGAGCAGCUAUAUGUAAUAGGAAUAAUACACAGAAUGACAGAAAUAAGACUGAAAUAUCAUAGUCUUCUGUUGUCAAACCUCAUCACAGCUCUUCCAAUCCACUUCUAUGAGCUUUUGCUUGUGACUGGUUGAAAAGAAUGAACUGACAACAAUGAUAAAUUAUGUAUCUAGUCUGACUGUAACUAUUUUUGCAUGCAGUCAUCACUGGUUUCCUUCUUCGGUAUUUAUGAAUUUCAUGUAAAAAUCAUAGAUUACAAGUUUGAAUAACUUUUACCCACAUAAAAGUGAGUGAGUGAAAGAUGCAGUCAAAAUAUGUUGUACAUAUGUUAAGUUGACUUCAAUUCACUUUUAGCUGUGUUUCUCUGUCACUCUAAUAACCCAUCAUUUUCUUCAUUAUUCAUCCAGUUUCAGCAGUUGCUUCAUUUCUGCUGACCUAGUUAUCAGUUGCAUGUGCAUAAUUCUAAGAGACCUCACAUGUAAGAAGAGAAAUUUUGAAUGAAUGAUCAUGUGACACUGGGCAAUAAUCUAAGGAAGUGAUGUAAGAUACUCCCUCAUGUACCUUAUUGAAGUUCUUGUAGCACUUACCUUAAAUUAGAAAUCUUCAUUGGUAAUAACAGUUAAUUCUCUUCUUUAUGCUGUAUAAUAAUUAUUAUAAACAGAUGCCUCUUCACUGUUAUAAUUUAUUAAACAAGUUAGGUUUUGUACUAUCUAUGCGUAUAAAUAUGAAAAAAAAAACAGAUACUGUUACCAGUGUUUGCUGCAUUACACUAUCAUGGAUUGGAAAAAGCUUAUAAAUAUUGUAUCUUACCACUCAGUUCUUAAAUUGUAAUGCAUCUAACUGUACCUUCUAUUUUUAUUUCUCAAAAAAGUUUUUCACAUAUUAAGUAAAGUUUCUCACUUUGCCAUCACAACUUUCUCUCACCUUAUUCAAUGUUGUUAUUAAUGUGGCUUUCAUACUUUCUACCUUAAUAAUUUAUUACAGGUACCUCUAUAAUUUUAAUUCCAUCCACUUUGAGGAAAAAUAUGUUUGUACAUCCCUGAUCCUACUUUAUAUGAUAUGUUUACCAAAGCAUGCCUUGCCGUGAAAUUGAGCAUCAUGUCUUUUGUGUGAGUGCAGUUUUUUUCCUAGAUGUAGUGGACACUAAGACAAAUUUCCUGACAUUCACAAGCAAUUUUCAUCAUUUAAAGUCUCCAAAUUAUGAUACUGACUUUGUUCUGUUCUAAAGGAAGUAUAUACUUUUUUCUGUGACACUUGAAAGAAGCUUCUAAGAGAACUUCAAUGACACAGCAUGUAUGGGACUUGAUCAAGUAUUAUCAAAAUAACAGCACUUCAAACCACUGUCCCACCACCAGGAGAAGAGGUUCCAUCAACAUCUGCCCUGUUAUACUGAAUGUAAGCAAACACAAAACUCAGGUGUGGUUCUUGUCUUUACCUGAGUGCAUGAAGCCCACCAAUCUGUGUUCUGCUGUUGUAGCAAUCAGACAACAUGCUUGUAAAACUAUUGAGACAUUCACAUUGUGCAUUGAGCAUUGUUUAUGGUGAAUGUUGUGAGAGUGUUAGAGAAGCAGUGCAGUUGUACAUGUAAGAGUGUCCAGAUUGUGCCAAGUAGUCACGAUCUGUCUUUGUAAACGUUAUAAAUAAAGUUCUAGAAACUUGAAGUGUGGAGAAUAAAAUACGCCAAGGGAAAAGAAGACCAACUGAUGAAAGAAAUUAAACUAACAUUUUAAAGGAGUAACACACAAUGCAAAUCUCACAAGCUGGUAUUUCAGAAGUACAAGAGGUAUCAAUCAAAUGAGUGUUCUGCAAACACUGUAUUCCAUCGUAUUUCAUCUUCUUCAAAUUUCACUACAUCUACAGCUUAAUGGCAGUGACUAUCCAAAUUUGAUUACAACCCUCUGAAUGUUAUCUACAAAAACUGUGAAGUGAUGCGGCAAAUCUAAGCAAAAUUUUGUUUAAGGAAGAAGCAUCAUUUACAAACCAUAGGCAAGUCAGACUUUGCAAUAUGCACUAAUACGAAAAUCCUUGCUGACACAAUGAAUGCUCUUGGUCUUUCAAUAUUUGGUGCAUGUUUUUCAAGACCCACAACACUGGUCUCUGUGUUGUUGAUGGAAUUCUAAAUACAUUCAGGUAAUGUGAGUUCCUAAGAUAUACUGCUGCUGCAGUUAUUGGAAGACACCCCACUGAACAUAAGUCAGUCAGUGUGGUACCAACAUGAUGGAUAUCAGUUUCAUUCCAGACAUAGGUUGAAAGGCCCUCUUAAAAGGACACUUGGAGAGCAUUGGAACAGUUGAGGAAAUGCAAAAUGGUCUACAGACUCACCUAACUUAACAUUUCUACACCCUUAUUUAUGGUGAGAUUUAAGACAAGAAGUCUAUUACAAAGCACUGAUGACUCCCAAAGAAAUGAAAUGCCUAAUAACACAUUGAUUCCACAUGAAAUUUGAUGUGCAGUGCUGUUUCACCAGAAUCACUUUAUAGUGUGCGGCAAUUCUCAAGGUCAACAUUUUGAGCACAUGAUAUGAUAGCCACGAUAAUACACAUAAAAACCAUACCCCAUGUUCUGUCCCUGCUUACAUUUGGUGUAAUAGGCAGACAUUCAUGGAUCCUCUUCCCCUGAUGGUGAGACAGAUCCAUGGUGCUGUUAUGUUGAUACUGUUUGAUCAUGUCCCAUGCAUGCUAUGUAAAUAAAAAUUACUUGUGAAUAUUGGGAAAUUCACUGUACUGCCUACCAUAAUUUGAAAAAAUGUAGCAUCUCAAUUUAUUUAUUGAUUCUCAACAUAUUUGUGAUGUGGUGUAUAAUUGCCUUUUUACAAUCCAUAGAUAAUGAAUGAAUGUGGAUGAAUCAUAUGGGUUGCUAUUUUGCUGCUAAUGUAGUUGUGUGUUACACUGUAAUAACAAGAAACAUGUAAAUCAGAUACCUGUCUGUUAUUUUGAUGAUACAGUGGUACACAAGAUUCACUAACAUAUUUACUAGUGGUGCUCUAUACCACUCACAUACAGUUUCAUUCUACAAAACAAUUCUCACAGCUUAUUUUUCUGUAUUUAACUUACUACCAAUUUUUCUUGGUAGAAGUACAUGUAUAAAGAACAAAAAUAAAUAUUCCUUUGUUU